AUGACAGAUCGGUAUAAUCUACGUAGUGGCAAGGGCAAACCAGGCGGUAUGAACGGGGAGGACGGAGGUCGUGCGUCGGCGGUCAACGCUGAGGGUGAUAGUAGCAGUAGUAGCUCAGAGAUGUCGGUGGCAGACAAGAUGUCACUAAUGCAAUUGCAAUUACAAAUCGCAGAGGCAGAACUGGAGAAGCAAAGGCUUCUGUUAGAAACUCAACGCCUUCAAAAUUCGAGCGCGGUGUCCGUGGUGGAUGGGAGGGGCGGACUUGGGGGUGCUGAGGAAGAUAGGAGGCUGAAAUACGCCAGCCUAUUGAAGGGUGUCCUCGCCCCCAUGCCUACUCAUGAACCGCUGGUGCCCGGAUGGUUUGAGGAUGUUGAGGCGACCCUAGACUCGUAUGGUGUGCCCAACGAGUGGUGGGCGGGGAUGGUCUUGCCGCGGUUGAGUGAGAGGGCUCGGGGCAUGCUUGCCAAGCUCUCCGCAGAAGAGCGCAAGGACUAUCGGACGCUCAAAUCCAAAGUAUUGGGGGGUCUGCGGCUGUCAGCGGCUGAAUACAGACGUCUCUUUCUGAGCUCUAGGAAGGGUAGCAAGGAGACGUGGGAGCAGUUUUCGGUCAGGCUCGAGAACUACUUGCAAUACUACCUGAACAGCUCCAAGGUACAGACCAUGGAGGAGUUGCAACAGCUAAUGGUUAGCGACCGCAUGAAGGAGUGUCUUGCACCAGACGCUAGAGCCCACGUCAUACUAAAGGAAAAGGGAGGCUUCCUGACCCCGAGCGCGAUUGCUCAGCUCUCAGAGGACUUUGACGAAAGUCUGAGAUCGAAGGGGGGUUCGGCUACAGACAGGGGCGCUACGACAAAAAAGCCGAAUACAGAAGCACGCGACAAGGACGGACGGUCAGCCGCACCGUUCGGGCGCCGCUGCUUCGGCUGUAACAAGCCGGGUCAUAUCGCAAAAGAUUGCCCUACCCGUAACACCAACCCGAGCAACCGGAUGGGAAAACGUAACGAGGAAAAGGAUCGCACGUUGGCAGCUAUGGUCAGUGCGAUAGAAUUUGAGGUUGAGCCCCGAACGGCGCCAUCAAAGGAGUGCAGUGGCGGACACACGGUGUCGCUAAAAAGUGGCGAUGUGAAUAUUACUGCAAUCGUGGACUCCGGGGCCGACAUUAGUGUGAUUCGACAGUCUAUCCUCCGUGACUAUGAGGCCGCGGGCUCCAGGAUUGAGCUCACGAGUGCGUUCGGCGAUCGGGUGACCGCGGAGCUUGCGUAUGUGCCGCUUAGUGCCGUCACGGGGGGCCCGUAUGUCUCGUUGCAACCGGGAAGUCAAGGGGUGUUAUGCGCCCUUACGGAGAGGUUGGUUGAGGGGGUUGACGCUUUGAUCACGCCUUCUGAUUACGAGCAGCUUCUCAGCGAGCGAGUAUGCACUGACUCCGCGCCUCGGCCCAUGGGGUCAAUGGCAAGUGAAACAGUUGAGAAGGGUGGGGAGAUCGGUGAGCAGUCGUUAGAGGCAGAAGUGCUGACUGUAAUGACGGAGGAACGAGAAACUGCCAGUGGGGCGAAUCCGAUUGCCAGGCAUGAGUUUAGGCGAUGUCAGGAAAGCGACACGACACUAGAUGAGGCCUGGAAGCAAGCUCGCCUGGGAACGCAUGGAAUGGUUGUAAUGGACGAGCUUCUAUACCAUUGUGAACCAAUGGCCGGUCGAUCAUGUAACCAGUUGGUGUUCCCUAAGGGUCGACGUGAGGAGGUGCUCCGAAUGGCACACGAUUCUGCAUGGGCUGGGCAUCUCGGUGAGCGUAAAACACUUCAGCGCAUCAAGCAGUCGUUCUAUUGGCCAGGCGUGGCCGCCGAUGUCAAGGCAUACUGCCAAAGCUGUCACACGUGCCAAGUGAGGUCUCCCGCGCGACAGUCAGACCGAGUGCCUAUUGCGCCGCUCACGAGACCGGACGCGCCUUUCCAAAUGGUAAACAUGGAUAUUAUUGGCCCGCUCGAUCCGCCUUCAGGUAGGGGUCACCGCUAUGCGCUCUGUGUCGUGGACUACUGCACGAGAUGGCCCGAAGUCAUCUGCCUUCGAUCACUGACCGCGAAGGCAACAUGUGACGCUCUCUUAGAAAUCUUCUCGAGAAUGGGAGUUCCUGAGACGGUUUGCUCGGAUCAGGGAACUAACUUUACGGCAAAACUCACUCAGGAGCUUAUGGCAAGGCUAGGAGCGACGCCGCGGUUCUCUACACCGGACCACCCGCAGAGCAACGGACUCGUGGAGAGGUGGAACGGAACAUUCAAGGCGAUGUUAAGCCACGUAGUCCAGGAGCAUGGGCGCGACUGGGAUAGGUACAUACCGUACCUCUUAUGGGCGUAUCGCGAGGUUCCCAACGCUACAACCGGUGAGACACCGUUCGAGAUGAUGUACGGUAGGGUGCCGAUCGGGCCACUGGCUAUACUUCAGAAAACAUGGACGGGUGAGUGGACGGUGCCAGACUCGCUGAAUGUCUCAGCAGGAACGUAUCUGUCUCAGUUGCGAAAGCGCCUCGAGAGUGCAUCCGAACGUGCAAAGGAGACAGGUGCGCUGACCCAGGAGGCCUAUGCUAACCGGUACAACCUACGGGUUAGGGAUAAGCAGUUCAGUGAUGGGGACCAGGUCUUGUGGUCCGAAAGAGAAAAAGAGGGUAAGUUGAGGCCAAAGUGGACCGGACCGGUCACGAUAGUUCGGCGGUUGCGUCCGUAUUCCUAUGAAGUGGAGCUCGAGGAUCAAAGCCGUAGAACUGUCCACGCAAACAACCUAAGGGCAUAUCACUCUCGCGUGUCAGUAGUGGGCGUGAUCUUCGAGGAGGAUCGAGCGUUCGGUGACGUUCCUACCCUUCCGAGUGCUAAAGGAAAUGAGGAAAGCGGUGAGCUUCCGACGGUCGCUCAUUUGACGAAACCCCAGCAGUAUCAGCUGAAGGCAUUGGUAGAGAAAAACCGCGUCGUAUUUUCUGAAAGGCCGGGAAUGUGCAACGUUGGAAAGCAUAAAAUCACACUGCAAGAGGGGUCCGAACCUCAGCGUGCGUACCCGUACCGGGUUCCUAUGGCGUUCAGACGAGAAGUGGAACGCCAGGUGCACGAGCUUGAAGAAUGGGGCUUAGUGUAUCCAGUGGAAAGUAGUCACGCGCAUCCAGUGGCUGUAGGCCACCAGGCUCCUGAAGUAGCUGACGUCAGUGUUGGUAACCAACUAGCUGCAAUCAGGGCUGCACUAAAAGAGCUACUGUCUCUAAAGUCAAGUGUUGCUACACUGCUGCCUCUUCCAGCGAAGGUUGACCAGUUGUUGGCCUUGGGACCUGUUGUCGAUGAACUGCGUAGUACGGUCGGUGGUCUCCAGUCAGCCGUUGACUCUUUUGGUGCUAAGUACGACUCCGUCCUUUCUCUGGUGAAAAUAAACGAGGAAUCGGUAAAGAACCUGCAAACCGAGGUGGGAACAGUCAAGGCGACGAUGGUCGAACAGUCGCGGGAAAUUGAACAUUUGAGGAUAGAGCUCAACGAAGCGCAACAGUACAGCCGCCGAUGCAAUAUGGAGACAUCCUGGUUAUUCAUCGCUUGGCAAGAAAACGUGACAGCGCUCCUACGGUUCUCGUAA
Molecule: messenger RNA, 3600 nt
Organism: Ixodes scapularis (black-legged tick)
Lineage: Eukaryota; Metazoa; Arthropoda; Arachnida; Ixodida; Ixodidae
Exons: 3
Coding region: 1-3600 (1199 amino acids)
Biological process (GO): DNA integration; proteolysis
Molecular function (GO): zinc ion binding; nucleic acid binding; aspartic-type endopeptidase activity
Source: RefSeq, a predicted model, not a curated record